Messenger RNA from Astyanax mexicanus (Mexican tetra), 3920 nucleotides. RefSeq names its product dehydrogenase/reductase (SDR family) member 7B (gene dhrs7b). The transcript is spliced from 7 exons. Gene Ontology annotation, molecular function: oxidoreductase activity. Lineage: Eukaryota; Metazoa; Chordata; Actinopteri; Characiformes; Acestrorhamphidae. The record is from RefSeq and is a predicted model, not a curated record. Bases 924 to 1856 code for a protein of 310 amino acids. Gene Ontology annotation, cellular component: membrane.
ACGGUUGUGUGCAUAUUAUUAAAAGUUCUGCUUCACAAAACGCCUUGUUUGCCACUUAUUGUCCUUUGUACACAUAGUGAAGUCCGAGACGUUACUGAAGACGCAGCUUAGCUGGUACAGUAUCUUUUAAGGUCCCCCGGGAAAAUUCCGUUGUGUUGUGACUCACUUCCGUUGUGUUGUGGUUCUAUUUGCAGCGCGUUUUUCUAGUUGCAGCGCGUUUUUCUAUUUGCUGCGCCUGUGUUGUAAUUUUGAUGGAUGUGUUUUGUGCUUUUGCAGCGCUUUUCAAUUUGCACUGCGUUGGGCUUUCUCGGCCACCGUAAGAUUCUAAUGUGUGGCCAUGACUUAUUAUGGGGUGUGAACGAGAUCCUGGAGGGCCAAAGUUCAGAAACCUAACUGCUGCUUAACAAGUUAACUUUAAAAUAAAGUUACAGUUUUAAAUAUAAGCUACAGUCAUGUUUGAAACUUUUUUUUCUAAAUUUCUGAAUUAAUUUACUGGGAAAAUUACAUAUUACAUGUGGUGUGAGUGAGAAGCUCUGUCUGACAAUCUAUCUUUCUAUGACAAUGUAAUAGUGUAAUCUCUGUACACAAUGACUGAAUUAUUUUCUUAUUAUUUAGAUUUUAAUGAAAAGAGGCCACGUGAGUCUCUCUUUGCAACAUAUACGAUGAAGCUUCCUUGACAUAAAUUGUUUCAGACAAUGCUUCUCCUCCCUAAGAUGUAAUUCACUUAGCAGGAUAUCUGGGAAAUCUAGUCUGUCCAGUAGGAUGAGAGGACUGGGAGAUUCCAAUUGGACAGUGCAAGUGUUUGGCUUAAAUUGUCCAGCUUAAUUGUGAAAUCCUGCUUUGUGAAAUUCCACUCAAUGCCUGAUGUGUCCGUCUGUGUGUGUGUCGGGGGAAGAGGAAGAGAGCAGUAAAAGAAGAGGAGAAUGGAACGCUUAACAGGAGCUGGUGUGGUGCCGCUGGCUGUAGGUGCAGUUGGGCUACUGAUCUUAUUGAAGUUGAUCAGAAGAGCGAGAGGCAGGCAGAUCCUACAGGAUAAAGUCGUGGUCAUCACGGGAGCCAGUUCAGGCUUGGGAAAAGAAUGUGCACGAGUGUUCCAUGCUGCAGGGGCGAGGCUUAUUCUGUGUGGACGAGACCAGAAAAGACUGCAGGAGGUCGUUCAGGAGUUAAGGACCGUGACAGAUGGUCAGAAAAAGACUUACACACCUUGCACAGUCACCUUUGACCUCUCAAACACGGACACAGUUGCCCGGGCGGCAGUGGAGAUUCUGAAAUGCCACGGUCAUGUGGAUGUCCUCAUUAACAAUGCAGGCAUUAGUUACCGAGGCAACAUCCUGGACACCCAUGUUUCUGUGCAGAGGGAUGUCAUGGAGACCAACUAUUUUGGCCCUGUUGCCCUCACUCAAGCCAUUCUUCCCUCUAUGGUGGGAAGGGGCAGUGGACACAUAGUGGCUAUCAGCAGUGUGCAGGGAAAGAUUGCCAUUCCUUACAGAUCAGCUUAUGCUGCGUCCAAGCAUGCGACCCAGGCCUAUUUUGACUGCCUUCGAGCAGAGGUGGAAAGGUUCGGCUUACAGGUGUCAGUCAUCAGUCCUGGAUACAUUAGAACCAACCUGUCACUCAACGCUGUUACUGGAGAUGGGUCCAAAUAUGGUGUGAUGGACAAGACAACGGCAACUGGAUGGGAUCCAACAAAGGUGGCUCAUGCUGUUUUAAAAGCUGUCCAUUACAGACAAAAAGACAUUCUUUUGGCUGGACCUCUGCCCACUCUUGCUGUCUACCUCCGCACUCUUUGGCCUGCCGCCUUCUUCAGAGUGAUGGCCUCUCGUGCCAAGAAAGAACAAAGACUAAAAGAACAGUAAAAAAUAGACAUAGCUAUUAAAACCAGACAGAGAGAGAUUUCUUCUGUGGAGUGUAAUGAAUUAAAUUUUGUAUGUGUAGUGGGUGUUUGGUAGAAGCAUUUUUACUGUAUGAUGUUCCAAAAAACCUUGCAGGACCUGCAGAGUUUGUAUUUUUAAUAUGUUCGAAAGUGAUGUAUGUCUGAUAGAAACCAUGUGAAAACUGAACAGUAUUGAAGGUAAGAUGCAAAGCUUCACUAAUUGCUGAAAUAAUGUUACCUCUUUGGCAAAUUAGUGGCCUGAGCCCUGUUCAGUUUUUGCCCCUUUACCCAUUCUAUCUCUUUACUGUUUCCAUUGUGAUUAAUUACUCUCACUCAGCAAUGAAUAGGAACAUUGUGGCAAUUCUGGGUAGGGCAUCCACUUACUCACAAAGCCACAUGAAUUCUCUGUGAUAUGGAUUACACAGGAAACAUUCCUUUGAUUUUAUGAUGACAUAAUUGCAUCAGUAAAUUCCUGCUGAUAAUUUUUUUUCUCCACUGUACCACACCUUUAAAUGGGUUUCUACUGUAUUCAGUUAAUUCAUAUUGACCACUGGAGAACACCGAUAGCAGUGCCAUGUUAAUGAAAUGAACAUGGUUUUAGAACACGUUUGCUAUCAUGGUCCUGGCAUCCCCAUACUUCACACAUUUAGGCUAUGUUUUGGGCUAUAUACAGUAGUAUGAAAAAGUUUGGGCACCUCCUUUAUAAAUCAAUGGUUGUUUGGAUCAGCAAUUUCAGUUGAAUAUAUCACAUAGCAGACGAACACAGUGAUAUCUGAGAAGUGAAAUGAAGUUUAUAGGAUAUACAAAAAACAAAUUUAAUUGGUUUAAUACCUUUAGCACUAAUUAUUGUAACACAAAAUUUUGUUUGGUAACCUCAUUGGCCCUUUACCUACAUACACAGGUGAAUCAAAUUAUGGACUAUUGCAAGUUUUUCACCUCUUCUCAUCCACCAUAAAUAUUGCAACAGUAGGCAGAGGCUGCAGCAUUUGAGGUGGAAAAGAAAAAAUAAAAUUAAACGAAACAAAAGUUAAUAAAAAGCUAAUUUUAGCUCCCCAACACAAAUUUAAGUUUGUUUCAAUUAACAAAUACACAAGCUAAGUUCAGGCUUUAGCAUCGCUAAAUGUUUAAAUGAUCAUAAUUUAUAGUCAAAAAAAUACAGAUAAAAUUAUACAGUGACAGAAUUUACUAAACAUUUUAACAAACAUGUCUAUUUUGAUAUUCCUCAUAUACCAGACUUAGCCAUGCAGUUUGAAUAAUGCUAAUAUCACUAAAGAGAGGCUAUAGGUUUCUAUUACUGGUUUGUUUGCUAAUUCAUAGCUAACUAGCUACAUUAGCCAUGUAGCUCCAGUGCUAACCUGAAACAGUAAAUUCUGGGAACAGAGAAAAAUUUCUGAACCACUUUUUAAACCAAAUAAACCAAUUUAUAAAAUUCUACAGAUUUUAUGUGAAAAAGCUGUUUUAACGAAUCAAUUUUACCUUGUUUUCUGCUGGUGGAGCAGCUAUUUCAGCCACCACAGUCUUUCACUUGGCAGGAAAGCUCUGUGAUAUUUGAGAUCUUUAUUUAGUGUUGUUACCACACUGUUUCUACUCCAAUACAUCCACUGACUGCUUCAGCCUGUUGUUUAUUUCUGCUCUGUACUAGCUACCUAUUAUCACUUCACUACGCUAAAUAUGUUCCCUGAGAGAUUAAAAUGGGGAGAACAAAGCUUGUGUUCACAUUACCAAGCUGAAGUAUAUAUAUUUGAGUUGUUUGGACAUGUCUAAUUCAAUCUUCCCAAUUGGAUUUGAGGCACUUUGGCUAUGUUUACAUUACCAGGCCGAAGUGACUCAAAUAUUUUUUUUUCAGGGCUGUGUGGACAUGUCAAAUUCAAGUAUUUAUUAAAAAUAGUGCAUCACUCACUCUGUAGAAAAAAAUAGACUUAUUUAUUUCAUUAAAAACUUGACCCUUCAAAAGACUGGACUCCUCUAAAAGCUCUUGCAGAUUAAUUUGUUCAUUAUUGUUUUUUGGUUGCACAUCAUAAUAAAUAAUAAAUGGUUUGUUGAAUCA